CAGGUCAGGCCCACUCCAGACUCGGGGCGCUAGCCCAUGGCCCGUCGUGCCUGACGCAGCGGGGCGCUGGCGCAGGAUGGAUUUCGGGUCCUUGGAGACAGUGGUGGCCAACUCCGCCUUCAUCGCCGCCCGGGGCAGCUUCGAUGACAGCAGUGCGCCCCUCGCCCGGGACAGGAAGUACCUGGCCAAGCUCAGGCUGCCCCCGCUCUCCAAGUGCGAGGCCCUGCGGCAGAGCCUGGACCUGGAGUUCCAUAGCGUGUGCGUGGAGCAGCCCAUCGGAAAGCGGCUCUUCCGGCAGUUCCUGGGGGCCCAUGAGGAGCACGUGCCGGCCCUGGAGCUCUGGAAGGACGUGGAGGACCACCACACGGCUGGCGACGACCUCCGACCGCAGAAGGCCCAGGCCAUCCUGGCUGAGUACCUCGACCCCCUGGCCAAACGCUUCUGCAGCUUCCUGGACGCUGGGACUGUGGCGCAGGCCCAGGGGGCACCCGUGGCAAAUGGGGACCGGCUCUCCCAGCCACUCCUGCAGGCCACCCUGGCACACCUGGGCCAGGCGCCCUUCCGGGAGUACCUGGGCAGCCUGUACUUCCAGAGGUUUCUGCAGUGGAAGUGGCUGGAGGCCCAGCCCACGGGCGGGGACUGGUUCCUGGACUUCAGGGUCCUGGGGAAAGGUGGCUUUGGGGAGGUGUCGGCCUGCCAGAUGAGGGCAACGGGCAAGAUGUACGCAUGUAAAAAGCUGAACAAGAAGAGGCUGAAGAAGAGGAAGGGGUACCAGGGCGCCAUGGUGGAGAAGAAGAUUCUAGCCAAAGUCCACAGCAGAUUCAUAGUCUCUCUGGCCUAUGCGUUCGAAACCAAAACUGACCUCUGCCUGGUGAUGACCAUCAUGAAUGGAGGCGACAUAAGGUACCACAUCUACAACGUGAACGAAGAGAGCCCUGGCUUCCAGGAGCCCCGGGCCGUCUUCUACACGGCCCAGAUCAUCAGCGGCCUGGAGCACCUGCACCAGCGAGGCAUCAUCUACCGAGACCUCAAGCCUGAGAAUGUGCUCCUGGAUGACGAAGGCAAUGUCCGAAUUUCUGACCUUGGGCUGGCCGUGGAGCUGAAGGAUGGGCAGAUGAACACCAAGGGUUAUGCAGGGACCCCAGGCUUCAUGGCCCCUGAGCUCCUGCGGGGCGAGGAGUAUGGCUUUUCUGUGGAUUACUUUGCCCUGGGAGUCACGCUCUAUGAAAUGAUUGCUGCCAGAGGACCCUUCCGAGCUCGGGGAGAGAAGGUGGAGAACAAGGAGCUCAAGCAGCGGGUCCUCUUAGAAGCGGUCAAGUACCCGGACAAGUUCAGCCUGGCCAGCAAGGCCUUCUGCGAGGCGCUGUUGGAGAAGGACCCCGAGAAGCGCCUGGGAUUCCGAGGCGGGACCUGUGAUGGGCUCCGCGCCAGCCCCCUCUUCAGGGACAUCAACUGGAGACAGCUGGAGGCCGGAAUGCUGAUGCCCCCGUUCACCCCAGACCCCAGGACCGUCUACGCCAAGAACAUUCAGGAUGUAGGAGCCUUUUCCACGGUCAGAGGCGUGGUCUUUGACAAGGCAGACACUGAAUUCUUCCAGGAAUUUGCCACUGGCAGCUGCCCCAUUCCCUGGCAGGAGGAGAUGAUCGAGUCGGGCGUCUUUGGGGAGCUGAAUGUGUGGCGCUCUGACGGGCAGAUGCCCGAUGACAUGAAGGGGGUCAGCGUGGAGGCAGCCCCCAUGUCCAAGUCAGGAAUGUGUCUGGUUUCCUAGGUGAUGCAGAAAGGGACCCCUGCAGCCCACAGGCCGGGAGGCCUUUGUGUCAGCCAGGCCACCCCAGCUUGGUCAGAAGCAGGGCCCCCUCCUGCAAACAGGUCACUGCUUUCACCCCAUCUCACUCAAGAAAGACAGCACAGUGGCUCCCGGACGGGAUCCACCGGUGACUGUCCAGCCCCCGUGUGGACGUGCGAGCUGGAGGCGGUGUGGGGGCCGGGCAAACGGCUGUGGUUCGGGAGGUGCUCCAUGUGGGUCUUCUGGCACCUUAACUGUGAUUCCUGGAGCAUCCUUGGUGGGGGGCCAUGGUGGGGGCUCGGGCUGGGGAACCGCGUCUGCAGCUCACGGGCCGCCAGAGAGGACUGACUGUGGCCCUGGCGCAGUUCCCCUUCAUGCCCAGUUCCUGGCAUGCCUGCCAGCGCCAAGGCCUGAGCUCCUCAGUGCCGCAUUUGGGGGUGCUGGCAUUUGCCAGGUACUGAGAAGUGCAGCCUCCGCAGGGUCCCUUGGCCUAGGCUGGGGCCCAGAUGUCUGGGGUGAUGGAAUGCGUGGGGUCUGGGUGAGACGACAGCAGCCUGCCCUUUGGCGGCUCUUGCUCCUGAGACCAUCUCCAGCUGAUGGCGGCCAGGAACUGCCCAACCCCACAGACAGACAAGGGACUGGGCAUUCUCUCUCCAGUCUGAGCCCUGCCUGCCGCCCCGCAAAGCCAGCUGGGUCCCCUCUGGUCCUUUCUGGCUCUUGCCUCUUGCGGUAGCUUUGGCCAGGCUGGUCUUGCUAUGUGGGGCUUGCUGACUGAUGUCCAGGCCCAGCAGGUCCCCUCUCCAUGUCCCCAGCAGCUAUCGUCCUAGGGGCUUGCAGCCCAUCGCUCUGUCCCCACCAGCCCCAGGGCACCUCCUUCGCAUGUCUGGUGUUUCCGACUGACCCUUUCCCCUCUAAGUGCUUUAUGCGUUUUAACUGGAAGGACUGUUUCCAUAGCAGCUGCUCCGCAAACGUGCACUCUCUUAAGCUGGGGU
This is a messenger RNA of Manis pentadactyla (Chinese pangolin), 2778 nucleotides long. It is a transcript of the gene GRK1, whose product is annotated as G protein-coupled receptor kinase 1. The transcript is spliced from 7 exons. Gene Ontology annotation, molecular function: ATP binding; rhodopsin kinase activity. Gene Ontology annotation, biological process: protein phosphorylation; signal transduction; regulation of opsin-mediated signaling pathway. The record is from RefSeq and is a predicted model, not a curated record. The coding region runs from base 77 to 1768 and encodes 563 amino acids. Lineage: Eukaryota; Metazoa; Chordata; Mammalia; Pholidota; Manidae. Gene Ontology annotation, cellular component: cytoplasm.